Micropterus dolomieu (smallmouth bass) is the source of this 5109-nucleotide messenger RNA. RefSeq lists its product as uncharacterized. The record is from RefSeq and is a predicted model, not a curated record. Gene Ontology annotation, biological process: cell-matrix adhesion. Lineage: Eukaryota; Metazoa; Chordata; Actinopteri; Centrarchiformes; Centrarchidae. Gene Ontology annotation, cellular component: cell surface. The transcript has 35 exons. The coding region runs from base 1 to 4773 and encodes 1590 amino acids.
AUGAAUAGGACCUUCGCCAUCAUCAGUCCCCAUUUCCAGAACUUCAAGGAAGAUGACUGGUUUGCUUGGUUCCAUCUGAAACUGGUCCUUGUCCUCCCAAGUUUCACUCCAAUGAUGCUCGAGAACGCAACCUCAAACAUAAACUGCACAAACUACCAUGUUGUAGUGAGUGGGCUGGCCGGAGCUUUCUGCGCUAUGCCGUUACAUAGACGACAAGGAAUCGCAGACGUUCUGCUGGGCUACUUGAGAAAAUCUGCCGGUGUCAUCAACAAACCGGUUUGCAGGCAGGAAAUUGACAAUGAUGCAGAAUGGCUUGAGUCAAACUUGGGUCCAUUUUCCCUGUACACAACAUACUCUGACCUCAACGUCUUCAACCUCUCUGUGGUGACAAUACUAGACUAUCUUUCAUCAAGACAAAAAGCUGAAUUUCUCCUUGAACCAAACAACUUGUCCAAUGAAACCCUUGUGAGACUUGUGUUUACAGAACUUACUGCUCUCUCAACAAGUGUGGAAGACCUUGACUCUUUCUUUGAUAAUUUUGUCAGAGGUGCUUCAGAGCAAAACCUGACAACCAUUGACCCAAGAGUGCGUGACACCAUUCUAAAUCUGACAUUGAUGGCACUUGCACCAAAACUACCCAUGUUAGAUGCUGAGGGAAUCAAGUUAUGGUUCCAGGUCUAUCUACCUCUGUUCCUCCCAAGCAUUGGUUCAAGCACAUUUGAAGUUAUUCCAAGAAAUAUCCGCUGUGACUCCUUUCAAGAAAUUGUCAAGGGGUGCGACAAUGUUUUCACUCAACUCUCCAUGAUGCAGACCCAACAGGUUUUCACGUUCAUAAUGGACUAUCUAAGCAGAUAUUCCUCCUCCGGCGUCUCAUGUGUUGAAUCUGUAAUUGAAGACAGACGUUGGCUAGAAGACAACUUUGGUCGGUUCCGUGUGCUUGCCUCGUACAUAGAUUUUGUGACACUGAACAACAAUUUCAAUGGAGUGGAGGUUGCAGAUCUUCUCACUCUCACUCAGCUGGCCCAGCUCGCAGCAACUCCCUCACAGCUAAAGACAACGCAAGAUGUGACAAAAAUCAUGACAGUCAUCAACCCUGUUGACUUUGGUGCUUUCUUUGACAUAGUGUCACCGGCCAUUAAGAUCCACCCAACCAACUACACAGAGGAGGUGAAAUCUGCCUUCCUCCAGGAAGUAUUUGACAGAGGGAAUCUGUCCUCUUUAGCCAUCAAUGACACAGAGUUCCUGCUGUGGCUCAGGGUUCGGCUGAGCCCUCUCCUGGUAAACCUCUCUCCACGCCUGGUCACACCUUUAUUUGACAUCGUGGAGAACAGAAGUUGUAACAGCAGCCAAGAGACGAUUAGAUUGUUGGACACGCUACAUGUGACACUCACCAACAACACCCAAAGGGAGAUCUACAGAAGGAUCCUCCUGUUCCUCCAAGGUCCAACGCCCCUGAAGUGUUACAGAGGUGGAAGCUUCUAUAUCUAUCUAAGAAACACUUUCCUCAGCUUUGGCUUCCCAGAUUUGUCCAUGUUCAAGUCUCUUCUGCCACAGACACGCAAGUCAGAGCUCCUAAGUACCAUCAGCACCACAGAGCUGUUUCAGUUCCUUAGUCAACCCGAUGUGAUUAGUAACGACUCUGACAUCUGUGUCAUCUUCGACAACUACAACAACACUCCUGCCUUCCUAGAAACUGAGGAUGUUCCAGAUAAUGUGAAAAUGGUGACGCUCCCCUGUGUUUGGCACUUGGCACUGAGCAGCAACAGCAGAUCUGAAGUUAACUCCUGGUUUGACGUACGAUUGAGGAACUAUCUUAGAUUCCUCAGCAAGAGCCUCAUCAGCUUCAACGAAGUGCAGAAUGCUUCAUGUCUCGCCCUUCAGAAACUAGUCUAUGUAACGGGAAAUAACUUUACGUACAACUGCGCUGAGUUUGGACGGGGUGAUGUAUACACCACCAUCAGGACUUACUUGACAACUGGCUCUGAAGUCAGAUGCUACAAUGCCAGUGAUUCAGAACUCAGUUCCACCGCCUGGUUUGUCAAUUACAUUGGCAAUUUUGUGACAUUUAUCACUCUGGAUGAUCUCAUCACCUUUCUCUCCACAAGUCAAAGUGAAGUGUUUUUGGUGGACCAAGCCAACCUGGAGCUCUUUAACAACAUCGCAAUCCCGGCAAAUGUAACCAACUACUACAUCUCACGGCUUUUUGCAUUCAACCCAACCUUCAGCCCUUUACAUCUUCCAGGCCUUUUGCUGUGCUCCCCUGAUGUCCCAAGUUCAGCAUAUUCUUCUAUGAAUGAAGCUGAUACCCUCCUCAUCUUGGAUAAGCUGAACAAAUUAUGCAAUGGAACAGAGGACACUGAGGUAUUUGCAACUCUGGGAUCCAACAUCCAGACCAUUACAGAAAAGACCUUUGUGACCCUGGGAAAUGCCAGCUCAGGCCUGUCCCCUGGCCAGCUCACUUCAGUUGCCCCGUCAGUGCUGAUUUCUGCUUUGUCCACCUUGAGCUCAGUCAGCAACUGGAGCCUGCAGCAGGCCACCAUUAUCAUCAAAAGCAUGACUUCCUCUGGCUUCCAGAUCAACAGCGGAGUCUCCCUGCAAUCACUUGGCACACUUGUUGCUGGAGUUCCUUCAGAGACAAUGAAAAAAAUCCCAGCUUCUGAGCUACUCAACAUCUCCAUGAGCAGCACCUUUAUUUCUAACAUGCUGGCAGCCCCAACAGUCCUCCAACAGAUCUUCGUCAACAAGAUCAUUUCUGUGGACGCAAGCCCAGCCCAUGUGAUAUUGAAUGUCCCCGAUGCCAUGGCAACUAAGAUCCCACUGUACAAGCUGAUAUUCUCUGAGGAGACUGUGAACAUCAAUGUGAUGAACAGAAAUACAUGGACGCAAGAUCAGGCUGCAGUGUUAUUUGGGACACUGAGUAACACAAACUUUGACACAGAGCAGCUUUCUCCCUCUUUGCUGCAAGGCUUCACCUGCACGUCAGUACAGAAUAUGACAACCACCAGGAUCCAAGAGCUGAUCUAUGCCUGUAGGCCAAGGACAGGCAGGGCCAAGGUGGCGCUGAAGGAAUCACAGCUGACUUGCAUGUACAACCUACUCAAUGGAAAACUGUCCCAGAACUUCACAGAUUAUCCCUCAGGCAUGCUUCUCUACUUAAACAACAAAGAUGUCAACGGAGCCAACUGCAGGUCAUACUUUUCCGCAUUGGGUGCUGCAGACUUCUCUGUGACGUCCAGCGUUUUGAACAAGGACUCACUGCUAUUCAGUAAAGCCAGGACAUGUUUGGGUAUAAGUGGUGUGAAUCUGAACAGAGACGAUGUGGAGGUGCUGGGCAACUUGGCCUGCACUCUGGACAGCUCUGACAUCCAGAACGCUGAUCCUCUCAUCCUGGAAAAACUCAAAGCCUGUAAGAACUUCUCUGACAGUCAGGUGGCUGCCAUGGAGAGACUGCUGCUGUCUGGGAAAACUCAAUACGGGAAAGUCACCACCUGGAACAUGCAAACACUGGAAAACCUUGGUAUCUUACCGCUAUAUUUCACAAGAAAUAUCUGGGACAAUUUCCAAACGACAACAAAGAAAAUGUUCCUUAAGACAUUUAUGCCUCAACUGAGGCAAACAAAUACAGAGAAGAGUAAGCUCAAAAUGCUGUUUCAACAGAUCAGCGCUCUCAAACUAAUACGAGCAGCAGGCUGCUUUGAGGGCAACAUCACCCAGGUGACAAUAAGUGACCCUUCCUUCCCCUUCGGCUACGCCCAGACGCAAUUUGACCUCUGCCUGGACAUCCCCGUUCUGAAGGACAACCUCAACUCUAUCUGUGAGAAAGUGGAUGACACUGACUUUCAGAAAAUUAUUCUGAAGAAACUCAACCAGGCAUUCCCAUCUGGUGUUUCUGAAGAGAAAGUUCAGGUGCUUGGUUCAGUGUCUCGUGCGGCGUCACUUGAUGACAUUGCCAAGUGGAGCAUCACCAAAAUUGACACCCUUGCAGCACUCAUGAAAGCUAAUGAUGGACCAUGGGAGGCAGCACAGAGCAAAGCUAUUAUCACCAUGUAUCUGAAUACUUCUGGGAACUCCCUGGGCAGCAUUGAACUCAACAGUAUUGACUCCAACCUGUGCUCAUUAGACACCAGUACUCUGAAGACGAUCACCCCAGACAGUAUCAGAAAUGCCAAACCUCUGAAUGUGGCAUCAUGUUCAUCUGAGCAGAAGAGAGUCCUGUAUGAGAUCAGCAACACUUCCUUCAGCUCACAACGUGCCGAUGCCAGUGCCUAUUACAAUUUAAUUAUGCCCUAUCUAGGUGGGGCACCUCUGUCAGAUGUAGUAGCACUGUCAACCCAGAACAUCAACAUGGACAUACCCACUUUCCAGAGAUUGGAUCCAAACGUGAUCGCUGGUUUGACAGUGACUAAUGUGCAAGGCCUGAUGGGUAACCAGCUGCGAGAUCUGAAGCUGUUUGAGAAUGAUACUGUGAUUCAGACCUGGGUGAACAUGCAGCUGCAAUCAGAACUGGACAGACUGGGUCUGGGCCUGACCACCAACAGAACCGACCCAACCACUGCACCUCCCAGCUCCGAAAGCACCACAAACACUGCUGCAUCACCUGCAAGCAGCACUGGUGCAUCAACACAGGGAACCACAAGUGCAAUCGUGACUACAAAGACAACAGCACAAGAAAACACCACAAGUCGGGGAGCAGUGCUUGCAGAACACCCAACAGCCAUAUUCCUGGCUGCUCUGCUGACAACUUUGCUGCAAAUACUACAACAACCAGCCUAAAUAUGAAAUUAGAAUCCUAAUCAAAUCCUAAAUAUGAAAUUAGCAUCCUAAUCAAUUAAUAAUCAUCAGUUAUAAAUAUUCAGUAAUUAUUCAAUUAUAUUUUAAGUAAUAAUUACAACUUGAGUGAUUCGUUAAUAUAAAUGUUAGUCUUAUUUAAUUAUUGCUGAAGAAAAUUCCUUCAUUGCAACAGCAUUUCUGCUUCUCUGCAUGUUGUAAAAUUGUUUUUGAGCAAUCACAGGAAUCAAAAUAAUAUGUUUUAAGUGGUGAUCUGGGAUGUUACUCUACAUUUACUGGGAUUUUGUAUACAUAUAUCAUAAUAACAUGUUCAAUCAUUAU